This is a messenger RNA of Wickerhamiella sorbophila, 867 nucleotides long. RefSeq lists its product as hypothetical. The transcript has a single exon. Lineage: Eukaryota; Fungi; Ascomycota; Dipodascomycetes; Dipodascales; Trichomonascaceae. Bases 1 to 867 code for a protein of 288 amino acids. The record is from RefSeq and is a predicted model, not a curated record.
AUGGAUUUGGAUAGUGUUUCCCCCCUUGAUAGGCUGGCCCGGUCAAGAAUGUCGACGGUCUCCGUGAUGGGUGACUCGUCUAUUCUUGCGGAAAUGCCGCCUCCGUUCGAGUUGGUUCGCCGGAAAACGCCUGACCAGGUGCGCAACCCAGCUCCGGCCUCUGAGCAAGCUGGUCAGAGACAUCCCUUCGCCAAUUCGCUCCUGUCACCUUCCCCGUCCCGUUCUACGACGCUCACAAGCGAGCACUUUGAUGUGCCUAAUCACAUCAACGACAGCACCCACACAUUAGAGGCAGAAGACUUUGAUUGGUCUGAAAAAUCGACAUCCAAGGUCAGCCUCUUGAGCUGGCUACAAACCCAGCCCCCGGACCUCCCGGUAACGCCGCAGACUAGGCAUGCUGCCUCACAAUCGUGGGACGUCUCUAACAGACAGUCUCUCAAUAGCCCAGUUCCAUCGAGGCAUCACAAAUCAUCGUCAAUGUGGGGGUGUACAGACACGAUGCCUACGCCGCCCGUCGACGACGCGCUGAGUGUAGCGAUAUCGAGAGGCGCGUAUUUUAUCGAGUCCGGCGACUACGAUGCCGGUGUGAACUGCUGGCGGAUCGCAAAAGAUGGUGGCAAUAUUUAUGGCCAGCUACUGUACUUUCUAGCAGUCGACGCAGGAUGGACGUUUGACGCAGCUCACCAGAAUCUAGGCUGGUUAAUGACCAAGGUUGAUCCUAAUAUAUUGCGAAACAUCCUCGCAACAGACUGUCCACACAUUGCAGAUGCCUUGUACCGGUACAGCACCCGACAUCCCUCUGAUACCACGCUGGCGCUGAAUCUGGCUGCGGCCAUUAAUCGAGCGGGGCGCCCUUACCUACGAUGA